AUGAGGAAAUACCUUGGUAGCACAAAAAGGAACAACAAUAAUAGUAAUAAUAAUGAUGAUAAUAACAUAGAUCAAUAUAACGAUAAUUAUAACUCAGAAAAAGCCUGUAUAACAUUGGUAAGAGCAACAUUACUACCUAUUUUAAGUAUAGGGAAGAAUGAGAAAACAACGUUGUUUCAUCCAUUUAAGAAUCCAUUACCGGGUUUUGUAAGUGAUAAAAAUUUAUAUUUCAAAAAGACAUUAGGAGCUAAAGUUAGAAGAACAGGAUGGUUGAACUUCACACAUAAUAAUAUACCUAGAAAAUCGGAUGAAACAGAUGAGCAGAAUAAUAAUAAAGUAAACGAAAUAAUAAGAAAGUUUGAACCGUUAGUUUUGUUUGAAAAUGAAGAUAAUAAAAUUCAAGUAGAUCCAAUUUUAGCUCAAUUUUUAAGAGAGCACCAAAGAGAAGGAGUACAAUUUGUUUUUGAAUGUUUAAUGAAUUUAAAAGAUAAAAAGAUUAGUGGAUGCAUAUUAGCAGAUGAUAUGGGACUUGGUAAAACUUUACAAAGUAUAACUGUCUUGUAUACUUUAUUAAAACAAGGAUUUAAUAAAAAACCAGCAGUUAGAAGAUGCCUAAUUUUAUGUCCAGCUAGCUUAAUUAAUAACUGGAAUGAUGAGAUAAAUAAAUGGCUCCCAUUUAGAUGUUCAGUUACUUGUGUUAAUGAUAACGCUAAGGAAAAAAUUGUAAGUAAAUUAGAAGGUUUUAAAUAUGAUUUUAAGUCUACUAUUCUUAUAUGUUCAUAUGAAUGUUUUAGAAUUAAUAAUGAAGUUCUUGAUAAAUCUUCCAUAGAUAUGAUAAUAUGCGAUGAAGCACAUCGUUUAAAAAAUGAUAAAACGAAAACGUAUAUUAGUAUAUAUAAAUUAUCUGCUAAGAAAAGAUUAUUAUUGUCAGGUACUCCUAUUCAAAAUGAUUUAGGGGAAUUUUUUGCAUUAAUAUCAUUAUGUAAUCCUGAUUUGUUUGAUGAUACAAUUAUGUUUAGGAAAAAAUUUGCUAAUCCUAUACUGAUUGGUAGAGACAAAGAUGCAACAGUGAAAGAGCAAGAAAUAGCUUCAGAAAGAUUAGCUGAGUUGUCUAAUAUUACAAAUAAAUUUAUCCUAAGAAGAACAAAUAAUUUAUUAUCUAAAGUAUUACCUGUUAAAUAUCUUAUUAACAUUUUUAUUAAACUGAACCCAAUUCAAGAAGCUUUAUAUGUAUUAUUUUUGAAGGACAAGAAAAUUUUAAAAAAUGAUCAUUCGAAUAGUAAAGUUAACGUUCUCAUCAAUAUUAAAAAGUUAGAGAAAAUAUGCAACCAUCCACUCUUGUUGAAUGCAAAUGAUAUAAAGGACAUUGGACAUAUACCUCUCUCCAGGUUGUUAGAGGACGUAAUUACACAGUUUGAAAAGUCGUCAAAGGGAAGCAAGUCUUUGAACAAGAGCGGGGGGAGCAUCUCCUCCUCGUCCGCAGCGACUGCAGCGGUAGGAGGUGGGUCUAGCGCUGUGUCUGGUGGUACGUCUGGCAUUGCUUCAUCCACCGCUUACUCCAGUUCUGCCUUAGAAUGCGAUAAUAUAAGGGAACGAAGAAAAGCAGUAGAGAUAGACUACGAUAAAUCGGUAAAAAGGCUGUUAGAAGAAUGUAGGAGAGAUACGUACAGGUGUUACUACAAUUUAUCUUGCAAAUUUCAGUUAUUACAUUUUUUGCUUAAAAAUAUUAAACACAACACAACCGAUAAAGUAGUCAUUGUGAGUAAUUAUACACAGACGUUAGAUUAUAUGGAAAUAUUAUGUAAAGAAAAUUUUUACAAAUUUGUUCGAUUAGAUGGUGGAAUAAGUAUAAAGAAAAGGCAUAAAGUAAUAAGUGAGUUUACCCAUUCAGAAGAUAUUUUCAUUUUUCUCUUAUCUUCAAAAUCUGGAGGAUGUGGUAUUAACUUAAUAAGUUCAAACAGAUUAGUGUUGUUAGAUCCAGAUUGGAAUCCAGCAAAUGAUAAACAAGCAUUAGCUAGAGUAUGGCGUGAAGGUCAAAAAAAAAUAUGUUUCAUAUAUAGGCUAUUUUGUACAGGUACUAUUGAUGAAAAAGUAUAUCAAAGACAAAUAAGUAAAGAUGGUUUAUCUUCUAUGAUUGUAACAAAUACAAAUUUAUCAAAAGAUCAACUAUCAGAUGAAAACGUAAAAAAGCUUUUCAACUACAAAAUGAAUACUAUAUGUGAAACCCAUGAUAAUAUUGAAUGUAAUAGAUGUAAUUCUAAAGAUGCUUCAGAAAAUUAUUCGGAGCAGUUAGAAGAUUUUGAAGAAGAUGAUGUAAAUACAUGGGCUCAUCAUCAAAAUAUGGAUACAGUACCAGAUGAAAUCUUAAUUAAAGCAGUUAAAGAUGCUAGUGAUUUUAAAAUAAAUGAUUUUAACAACUCACCAAUUCUUAAAAAACUUACCACCAAAUUUGUUACAUUUGCUAUGAGUUGUAAAAUUGAAUUUAGAGAUGAUCUCAUUAAGCAGAAAGUCAAACAGACUAAGAUUUGCCAAGGGGAAGAGGGGGUACAACUGAAGGGUUCGGAGGGGAAGACGGUCAAGGGGGGAAAGAAGUGCAGAGGUGGUUUGGAUGACGAUGAAGAGGAUGAGGAAGAGGAAGAGGAAGAAGACUUUUAUGAAGGGGAGGACGAGGACGACGACGACGACGAAGAAGCGGAUGACGAGGAGGAAGAGGAAGAGGAAGACGAAAAUGUUGAAGAAGAUGAGAACGAUGACGAAGAGGAGGAGGAGGAUGAUGAGGAGGAGGACGAUGAUGAUGACGGUCCGAGUGCGAGAAGAAAAACAAGCGGAAAGGAAUAUGCACACAAGCUCCUCGAAAUAGUGGAGUAUCAAAAGGAAAAGAAAAAAGAACAACUUAACAAAAAAAAGGAAGGGAAAAAUGGCAAGAGAAGCAGGGAGUGCAGUGGUGAGGAUAGUAUCCAGGAUAGUGGUAAAGAGAGUGAAGAGGACAGCGAUGGGAGCAGCAAUGACAAGAAGGGGGAAAAAAAAGGAAACAAACAUAGGGACCGGGGGAAGGAGGGCAAAACGAGUAAGAUCAGGUCCAAGAGCGAUGAAAAUAUAAACACAAACGAUGAAGUUAGCAUGAGAGUAACCAGAAACAUGAGCCACAGAAAUUUAGUCGAAUUGCUAUCACAAGACGAAGAUUCAAAAGUUAUCCCAUCCAUAUCCGAUGACGCAGAUGCUUCCGUCGAGAAUGUAAGCACGGAUAGUUCAUACUUUAUAUGA
This is a messenger RNA of Plasmodium malariae, 3264 nucleotides long. RefSeq names its product DNA repair and recombination protein RAD54, putative (gene RAD54). Bases 1 to 3264 code for a protein of 1087 amino acids. The record is from RefSeq and is a predicted model, not a curated record. The transcript has a single exon. Gene Ontology annotation, cellular component: nucleus. Gene Ontology annotation, molecular function: ATP-dependent chromatin remodeler activity; DNA translocase activity; ATP binding. Lineage: Eukaryota; Apicomplexa; Aconoidasida; Haemosporida; Plasmodiidae. Gene Ontology annotation, biological process: reciprocal meiotic recombination; double-strand break repair via synthesis-dependent strand annealing.